Symbiodinium natans is the source of this 954-nucleotide messenger RNA. NCBI's taxonomy places the organism in Eukaryota, Dinophyceae, Suessiales, Symbiodiniaceae. The record is from the annotation of a GenBank genome assembly.
AUGGUGCCUCGAGUCCUUGUGCUGCUUUUUGCGGGUCUGUUGACAACAGGUGCGGGCAUCGUGAUGCGCGAGCAUGCCACCAGCAACCACACGGAUCGAGGACCCACCGACCUCCCUGCAUGCCUCGGCAAAGUUCUACAGGACAAAUCUGGCGACAAGUGGCGUUGCGACAAUUUCCACGGGCACGCAGGCGAAGAAAAGCAGUGUGAAGAACGCUAUGAAUCAGAUAGUGACAGAUUUUGGCAGUGCAAGGCCUUUCCCAGAUCCCGAUCCAGCAGCAGCAGCUUCAAUUGCCUGACCCACACCCCGUGCGACCCAACCAAAGAGAUCCCAGUGGUGGCACAGGAGAAUCUUGUGGCCCGCUGGCCCUUAAAGAACGGUGACUUGAAGGAGAUCAAUGGCAAGUGCACCCUCACGAAGCAAAGCGCCGUCACGUGGGUGGCCGACAAGGAUGGCGAUGCAAAUAGCGCACUCUCGUUUCCGAUGGGCUCCAACAGCUGCGCCUACUGUGAUUCGGUGGCCGGCUUGCCUAGUGGCUCGGAGCCCCGGACCAUGAUGAUGUGGAUCUACGUCGACUCGACCACACGGAACAACAUCGGGGUGGGUGGAUAUGGAAUCAACAGUCGUGGAAAGAGCUUCGCCAUGGCGCUGCGAGGGAGCACGCAGUGGACCUUUGAAGGGUGGGGCCCCACGCCAUCAAGUAGUGAGAGGGCGACCUUUGACAAGUGGAUGCACCUGACGUACACCUACGACGGUAGCAAGGGCAAGUUCUUCCUCGACGGAGAGUACAAGGCGCAGGUCAGUGUUGGAUCCCUGAAGACACCCACCUCGCCGAGAGUUGUCUUGGGAUGCGAGGUUGACAUUAACGAAGGCGUUAAGGGCAAGAUGGCUGACAUGAGGAUCUACAACACUGUUCUGAGUGAUGCAGACAUUGCCAAGGCGGCAGCUGAAUGA